Zonotrichia leucophrys gambelii is the source of this 839-nucleotide messenger RNA. RefSeq names its product C-C motif chemokine 4 homolog. Bases 145 to 417 code for a protein of 90 amino acids. Gene Ontology annotation, molecular function: chemokine activity. The transcript is spliced from 3 exons. The record is from RefSeq and is a predicted model, not a curated record. Gene Ontology annotation, cellular component: extracellular region. Gene Ontology annotation, biological process: immune response. Lineage: Eukaryota; Metazoa; Chordata; Aves; Passeriformes; Passerellidae.
CAUCACCCUGGAAUUUCCAUUUCGGCUGCUCCCAGCUGCCUCCAGGACUCCCUUUUAAAAGAGGGCCGAAUCCAGCUGUUGCACACUGAGCUGCAUCUUUCAGAGCUUCUGCUCCUGCCCUGACAGCCCUCACCCGACGGAAAGAUGAAGGUUUCUGCAGCUGGAUUGGCUCUUCUCCUCAUUUCAGCCUCCUUCUCCCAGACUUUCUCUGGACCAGCUGGACUGGAGAUCCCAACCUGCUGUUUCACAUACAGCCAGCACAAGCUGCCACGGAGGCUCAUCCAGCACCAUUACAGCACCAGCAGCAACUGCCCCCAGCCAGGCAUCGUGUUUGUCACAAAGGAAGGCCGCCAGGUCUGUGCCAAUCCUGAAAACAACUGGGUCCGAAGCUACCUGAGAAUUCUGGGGCAGAACUGAGCGAAGCAGUGUGGCAAGAGUAGCUACUAUCAAGUUAUGUUAUCCUGAGCUCCAGCCAUGGAGCAGGACCCUGGGACAAGAGGAGCCACAGGAGCAUCUGCAGGUGCCCCCAAGGGACUGCUAGAAGGGCACCUUGUGUUGGGGGCUGCUGCUCAUCCUUGCUUGCACAGACCAGGCUUCAGCCUCAUCCCUCUGCCCACCCCCAGGCCCGUGGGACUGCACCUUGGCUGUUGCAUUAUUUGAAGUUAUUUAAGAAAUCAUCAUAUGGGGCGGUCAGUCCUUUUUUUUCCGUGGAUGAUUAUAUUAUUUAUAGGGGGGUGACAGGGAGGGUAUUUCUAGGAGGGUGACCCAAUGUUGGAUGAUGGAAAAUCCUGGUUUAAACAUGUCAACUCAUGAUUCUGGACAAUAAAGAAUUUGGAGAA